This is a messenger RNA of Cokeromyces recurvatus, 1687 nucleotides long. RefSeq names its product CTLH/CRA C-terminal to lish motif domain-containing protein. The coding region runs from base 136 to 1302 and encodes 388 amino acids. Gene Ontology annotation, cellular component: GID complex; cytoplasm; nucleus. Lineage: Eukaryota; Fungi; Mucoromycota; Mucoromycetes; Mucorales; Mucoraceae. Gene Ontology annotation, biological process: proteasome-mediated ubiquitin-dependent protein catabolic process. The record is from RefSeq and is a predicted model, not a curated record. The transcript has 6 exons. Gene Ontology annotation, molecular function: ubiquitin protein ligase activity.
AAUUAAAAGAUAUGGAUAGCUUGGAAAAAAAAAAAUUCUUUCGGACUUCUAUUGCAUAUUACAACAUGCAUUGACGAUUAUAUUAUUCCUUGCUUUUUUUUUCUCAUACUUGAUACAGUUAUUAUUAUUAUUAUCAUGGAAACACUUUUAGCAUCAUGUCAUGAUAUGCAAAAGAAGCAAGCUUUAAUGCAGGAUACAAUACUUGUUAAGCUUAAUUCUUUCAAACAAUUAUUAGAAGAAAAAAAAAAUUCACUUACAACUAAUGAAAAAAGUUGUAAUCCACAAAAAGAAAUGUUACAAAUUCAAGAAUCUGUUAAGAGAUUCGGUUUUCAGAAACCUCAAAAGGACUAUCAAGGUUCUUUGCAGAAACUAAACAAAGAUGUUGAUAGAAAAUUUAAACAAGAUAUUUCAGUCAUAUAUCAUCCUGAAGCAUUUGCAGACAAAGAAAAUUUGAUUUACCGUGCAUUAGCUUUACAUUUCAUAAGACAGGGUCAAUUUAAAUUAUGCAAUGAAUUUAUGGAUGAAGCUGGCAUAUCCGUUGAUGAUGACUUACGCGAAACUGUAGAAAAGCUUAAAAAUGAAUUUGAACAAUUGUAUACCAUUUUAAAUCAAAUUGAAAAAGAACAAGAUUUAACAGCUGCCAUAAGUUGGGCUGAAUCACAUGAUGAAGGAUUAAAAAGUUUAGGCAGUACUCUACAGUUUAAUUUACAUCGCCUAAAAUUCAUUCAACUAUUAACAACAACUGAUGCAAUGACAGCAAUAAAUUACGGUAAAAAGCAUUUCUACAAGUUCGGAGAAAAGCAUUACCCAGAAAUCAAAAGGUUGAUGACUGCACCUUUAUACAUCAAUAAUUUAUCAAAUUCUCGUUACUCUGAUAUGUCUUUACCUUCAAACUGGGUAGAUAUCAAACAACAAUUCCAAAGAGACUUUUGUUCUCUUUUAAAAAUGAGUGCUGAAAGCCCUCUUUAUACAAGUGUCUUUGUAGGUACAACUGCUUUACCAGUCAUUAUGAAAGUAUAUACUAUUAUGCAUAAUAAGAAAACAGAAUGGAGUGCACAAGAUGAAUUACCAGUUGAAAUUCCAUUAAUAGAAGAGUUAAGAUAUCAUUCUGUUUUUGCUUGUCCAGUAUCUAAAGAGCAAGCAACUGACACUAAUCCUCCCAUGAUGAUGCCCUGUGGACAUGUUAUUUGUAAAGAAAGUUUAACUCGACUUUCUAGAAGCAGUCGAGCUACUUCAAAGUUUAAAUGUCCUUAUUGUCCUUCUGAAUCAUCUGCAGAUCAAGCAGUCCAAGUUUAUUUUUAAAAAAAAAAAAAAUACACAAUAAAACAAAGAUAUACAUGUAGAUUAUCUGAAUAUGAUUAAGGGAGACUAUCUUUUACUAACUAUGAUAAAAGUGAAUAUGCGUAAUAUAACAGAAAUUACAUCAACUUGAUUAGGCCUUUUGAAAUAAAAUUCUUGGCUUAUGUCUCUUAAGCUUUGUAGUUAUUGACAUUGUUUGGAAAGUAUUGUUGCUGCUAUAAUAAUCAGUCUUAGGUUAAUCACUUUAUAUUCACUUGAGACAAGUACAUGACUGUAUAUAUUUUUUUUUAUUAAAUUUAGCCUUUUAUAAGAUCACAUAGUGUAUCCCUUUUUCUUCCUUUUAGUUUAAACUACUGUAAAUUCUGUUUUUUUUUCUUCUUCUUCUUCU